Messenger RNA from Tinamus guttatus (white-throated tinamou), 1519 nucleotides. The record is from RefSeq and is a predicted model, not a curated record. Lineage: Eukaryota; Metazoa; Chordata; Aves; Tinamiformes; Tinamidae.
GGCUGGGGACAAUUCCGAAGCCUUGGACGCGCAGGCCGGCUCGGUGGACGAGGAGAACGGCCGCCAGCUUGGAGAGAUAGAGCUGCAGUGUGGCAUCUGCACCAAGUGGUUCACAGCAGACACGUUCGGCAUCGACACCACAUCCUGUCUGCCUUUCAUGACCAACUACAGUUUCCAUUGCAACGUUUGCCACCAUAGUGGGAACACCUAUUUCUUAAGGAAACAAGCAAAUCUCAAGGAAAUGUGCCUUAGUGCUCUGGCCAACUUAACGUGGCAGUCAAGGACGCAAGACGAGCACCCAAAAACUAUGUUUUCCAAAGAUAAGGAUAUUAUCCCAUUCAUCGAUAAAUAUUGGGAGUGUAUGACAACAAGACAGAGACCUGGCAAGAUGACUUGGCCUAAUAAUAUUGUCAAAACAAUGUGUAAAGAGAGAGAUGUGUUCUUGGUGAAAGAACAUCCAGACCCAGGGAGUAAAGAUCCAGAAGAGGAUUACCCAAAGUUUGGACUUCUCGACCAAGAUCUCGCCAAUAUCGGGCCAGCGUAUGACAACCAGAAACAGAACAACGCCGUAUCCACGAGCGGAAGCCUAAAUGGCGGAAUCGCCGCGGGAGGCAGCGGGAAGGGAAGGGGAGCGAAACGCAAGCAGCAGGACGGCGGGACGACGGGAACAGCCAAGAAAACCAGGAGCGACCCGCUGUUCUCGGCGCAGCGCCUGCCUCCCCACGGCUACCCCCUGGAGCACCCCUUCAACAAGGACGGGUACCGCUACAUCCUGGCCGAGCCGGACCCCCACGCGCCCGAUCCCGAGAAACUGGAGCUGGACUGUUGGGCGGGAAAGCCCAUUCCCGGGGAUCUCUACCGAGCCUGCCUGUACGAGCGGGUCCUGCUGGCGCUGCACGACCGAGCUCCCCAGCUGAAGAUCUCCGACGACCGGCUCACCGUGGUGGGCGAGAAGGGCUAUUCCAUGGUCCGGGCCUCACACGGCGUGCGGAAAGGCGCGUGGUACUUUGAGAUAUCCAUGGACGAGAUGCCGCCGGACACGGCUGCCAGGCUAGGCUGGUCGCAGCCGCUCGGGAAUCUCCAGGCACCGCUGGGAUACGACAAGUUCAGUUACUCCUGGCGCAGCAAGAAGGGAACGAAGUUUCACCAGUCGAUAGGGAAACACUAUUCGGCUGGCUACGGACAGGGGGAUAUCCUGGGAUUUUACAUCAGUCUUCCGGAAGAUACCGAGACUGCUAAAUCACUGCCGGACACCUACAAAGAUAAGGCUCUGAUAAAAUUCAAAAGCUACUUGUACUUUGAGGAAAAAGAUUUUGUGGACAAAGCAGAGAAGAGCCUGAAACAAGCGCCUGGGAGCCAGAUCAUCUUCUUCAAAAACGGUGUCAGCCAAGGUGUUGCCUUUAAGGACAUUUUUGAGGGCGUUUAUUUUCCUGCUAUUUCUCUCUACAAAGGCUGCACGGUUUCCAUCAACUUUGGACCAUAUUUCAAGUAUCCUCCCCGAGACAUCACUUACCACCCA